AUGGGUUGCGGCCAAAGUUCAGAGUCGAAGGAGGGGAAGCAGAGAAAUGAGGAGAUUGAGAACCAGCUCAAGCGGGACAAGAUCAACUUGCGGAAUGAAAUCAAGAUGCUGCUGCUUGGUGCUGGUGAAUCUGGAAAGUCCACGAUCCUGAAACAGAUGAAGCUCAUCCACGAGGGUGGCUAUUCCAGAGACGAGCGGGAAAGCUUCCGAGAAAUCAUCUUCUCGAACACUGUCCAAUCGAUGCGCGUCAUCCUCGAAGCGAUGGAGAGCCUCGAACUACCACUUGACGACCAACGCGCCGAGUACCACGUUCAGACCGUCUUCAUGCAGCCCGCGCAAAUCGAAGGCGACGUGCUUCCACCAGAAGUUGGUAAUGCGGUCAAGACUCUCUGGGCCGAUGCAGGUGUGCAAUUGGCUUUCCAACGAAGCCGAGAAUAUCAGCUCAACGACAGCGCGAAAUACUACUUCGACUCGGUGGACAGGAUAUCAUCACCAACAUACAUCCCCUCCGACCAGGACGUGCUACGAUCGCGUGUCAAGACGACCGGUAUCACGGAAACCACCUUCAUCAUCGGCGACCUCACCUAUCGAAUGUUCGAUGUGGGCGGACAGCGAUCUGAGCGGAAAAAGUGGAUACAUUGCUUCGAGAACGUGACUACCAUUCUCUUCCUCGUUGCCAUAUCCGAGUACGACCAGCUGCUGUUCGAAGACGAGACGGUGAACCGUAUGCAAGAGGCGCUCACACUAUUCGACUCGAUAUGCAAUAGCAGGUGGUUCACCAAGACCAGCAUUAUCCUCUUUCUGAACAAGAUCGAUCGGUUCAAGGAGAAGUUGCCCGUGUCGCCCAUGAAGAACUACUUCCCGGAUUACGAGGGUGGGCAGGAUUACGGCGCGGCAUGCGAUUACAUCCUCAAUCGAUUCGUUUCGCUUAACCAACACCCGACCAAGCAGAUCUACACCCAUUUCACUUGCGCGACGGAUACCAUGCAGAUCCGCUUCGUCAUGGCGGCCGUCAACGACAUUAUCAUUCAGGAGAAUUUGCGCAUGUGCGGACUGAUAUGA
Molecule: messenger RNA, 1062 nt
Organism: Recurvomyces mirabilis
Lineage: Eukaryota; Fungi; Ascomycota; Dothideomycetes; Mycosphaerellales; Teratosphaeriaceae
Gene: GPA1
Product: guanine nucleotide-binding protein subunit alpha
Exons: 3
Coding region: 1-1062 (353 amino acids)
Biological process (GO): G protein-coupled receptor signaling pathway
Cellular component (GO): heterotrimeric G-protein complex
Molecular function (GO): GTP binding; GTPase activity; G-protein beta/gamma-subunit complex binding
Source: RefSeq, a predicted model, not a curated record